AUGUACCGUGUUUCCGUCUCCUUUUGGUCAUUCAUCAUCAUGGGAAUGAACGAUGCUACGUAUGGCGCCAUCAUCCCUUAUUUACAGACCUACUAUAAUCUCAAGUACUCCAUCGUUUCGCUUAUCUUCCUCUCGCCAUUCGUGGGCUACAACUUGUCUGCUCUACUUAACAAUGCGAUACAUAUGAAGUUUGGACAGCGAGGAGUGGCCUUUAUCGGUCCUCUCUGCCAUCUCAUCGCAUACAUUGUGAUAGCUCUGCAUCCGCCUUAUCCCGUCUUGAUCGUAUCCUUCAUCUUCGCGGGCUUUGGCAAUGGCUUGUUGGAUGCAGCAUUGAACGCAUGGUUCGGCUCCAUGGCCCACGCCAACGAAAUGCUUGGUUUCCUCCACGGUUUCUACGGGCUUGGGGCCRCUAUAGCCCCGCUCAUUGCGACGACAAUGAUUACCAAGGGACAUCUGCCCUGGUUCUACUGGUACUACGCAAUGGUCAGUUUCGCCGCUGUAGAGCUUGCCGUCGCCGUCCAUGCUUUCUGGGCUGCGAGUGGUUCUGCUUUUCGCGACGAUAAUCCUCGGACAUCAAACGCCGCUGGCUCGCGGCUCAAGGAAGCUACCCUCACCAUGCCAUCGGCACGUACAACAUGGAUUUGUGCAUUGUUCUUCUUGGGAUACGUUGGAGUUGAAGUUGCUCUCGGAGGCUGGAUUGUCGAGUUCAUGAUCCGCGUAAGGAAUGCAGAGCCUUUCCCAAGUGGAAUGAGUGCUACGGGAUUUUGGCUCGGGAUCACUGUUGGACGUGUCGUCCUUGGCUUCAUAACACCGAGAAUAGGAGAGAAACUGGCAAUCAUGAUCUACCUCCCGGUGGCAAUGGGCUUGCAACUAAUCUUCUGGCUCGUACCCCGAUUUUACGUCUCAGUAGUAGCGGUCGCACUGCAGGGCUUCUUUCUGGGACCCAUGUUCCCAGUGGCAGUGGUAGUCUGCACCAAGAUCCUUCCACGACACUUGCACGUCUCCAGCAUCGGUUUCGCAGCAGCUUUUGGAGGUUCGGGAGGAGCGCUGUUCCCAUACGCCGUAGGAGCAAUUGCACAAGCCAAGGGAGUGCAGGUCCUGCAGCCUAUUGCUUUGGCAUUACUAGCAGCAAUAUUCCUGCUAUGGUUGUGCUUACCGAAAUUGAGCAAAAAGCGAGAGUAG
Molecule: messenger RNA, 1182 nt
Organism: Ramularia collo-cygni
Lineage: Eukaryota; Fungi; Ascomycota; Dothideomycetes; Mycosphaerellales; Mycosphaerellaceae
Product: related to tetracycline resistance proteins
Exons: 7
Coding region: 1-1182 (393 amino acids)
Biological process (GO): transmembrane transport
Cellular component (GO): membrane
Molecular function (GO): transmembrane transporter activity
Source: RefSeq, a predicted model, not a curated record